This is a messenger RNA of Myotis myotis, 2125 nucleotides long. It is a transcript of the gene COPS7A, whose product is annotated as COP9 signalosome subunit 7A. Gene Ontology annotation, cellular component: COP9 signalosome. The transcript has 9 exons. NCBI's taxonomy places the organism in Eukaryota, Metazoa, Chordata, Mammalia, Chiroptera, Vespertilionidae. The record is from RefSeq and is a predicted model, not a curated record. The coding region runs from base 479 to 1306 and encodes 275 amino acids. Gene Ontology annotation, biological process: COP9 signalosome assembly.
GGUAGGCGAAGGGACUCCGAGGGGGGAGCCGACAGGGACCCGACGCAAGAGGAUGCGGGGAGCCUGAGCCGAAGGCAGGAUGGAGGCGGCCACGGGGACGGCGACCGCUGCGCCAGGAGGGCGCUCCAGCAGUCGGAAGACGGGAGCGGGGACACGUCCCGCCCCCAGACCCGCCUUCUAAGAGCGGAAGUACAGCCGGAAGUCAGCCAUAGAGUUGAGCCGCCAGAGCGACCCUGAAGGGAGGUGGCAGGAAAGACUCGGAACGGCUGCCGGAGGUGACGGAGCGGCGGCCCCGCCCGGCGAUCGGGAAGACGAAGCUUCAGGUAGCGGCCCGCAGAGUCUAACCGAGGGUACGACGCGGCAAGCUGCGGGAGCCCACAGUCUCUGGGCGGCCUCUUUAAGGGAGGGGGCGGAGCCACGCGGCAGGACCGGAGGCUCCAGACAUCCUGAGCCCAGGUCCCCCCAGCUCAGUGCAGCCAUGAGUGCCGAGGUGAAGGUGACAGGGCAGAACCAGGAGCAAUUUCUGCUCCUGGCCAAGUCGGCCAAGGGGGCAGCGCUGGCCACACUCAUCCACCAGGUGCUGGAGGCCCCUGGUGUCUACGUGUUUGGGGAACUGCUGGAUAUGCCUAAUGUUAGAGAGCUGGCUGAGAGCGACUUCGCUUCCACGUUCCGCCUGCUCACGGUGUUUGCUUACGGGACAUAUGCUGACUACUUAGCUGAAGCCCGGAAUCUUCCCCCACUCACAGAGGCUCAGAAGAAUAAGCUUCGACAUCUGUCAGUCGUCACCCUAGCUGCCAAAGUCAAGUGUAUCCCAUAUGCAGUGUUGCUGGAGGCCCUUGCCCUGCGGAAUGUGCGGCAGCUGGAAGACCUUGUCAUAGAGGCCGUGUAUGCCGACGUGUUACGUGGCUCCCUGGACCAGCGCAAUCAGCGGUUGGAGGUUGACUACAGCAUUGGACGGGACAUCCAGCGCCAGGACCUCAGUGCCAUUGCCCGAACCCUACAGGAGUGGUGUGUGGGCUGCGAGGUAGUGCUGUCAGGCAUUGAGGAGCAGGUGAGCCGUGCCAACCAGCACAAGGAGCAGCAGCUGGGCCUGAAGCAGCAGAUUGAGAGUGAGGUUGCCAACCUUAAAAAAACCAUUAAAGUUACAACAGCAGCAGCAGCCGCAGCCACAUCUCAGGACCCUGAGCAACACCUGACUGAACUGAGAGAACCAGCUGCUGGCACCAACCAGCGCCAGCCCAGCAAGAAAGCUUCAAAGGGCAAGGGGCUCCGAGGGAGCGCCAAGAUUUGGUCCAAGUCGAACUGAAGGGACUGUCGCUUUUUUCCUCUGGGGAUACGGGGUCCCAGCUGCCUGGCUGCCCCUUAGGAGUCCUCAGAGAGCCUUCCUGUGCCCCUGGCCAGCUGAUAAUUCUAGGUUCAUGACCUUUCAUCUCUCUUCUGUCCCCCACCCCCAAGCAUAGAUCACACCUUCUCUAGGGAGGAGGCAAGUACAAGUCAUGUUUUGUUGGUACUUUUUGUUUUAUGUGACUUUCUUACGUGUCCCAUUGUCCCCCUCCCCUUCCCUACCAUGCUCUCUCUCCUAUAUUUUUAAGAGACAGCACUGCCCUUGUUUAUUAUAUGUCAUUGAGUAGGUGGGGCUGCUGGUCUCCAGUAAACCCACAUGUGAUCCUUGUCCUACCACCCCACCCCUGCAUGACUAAUUCCCGAUUCCUACUCCCUACCCCCAGCCUAUUUGGGCAGCAUCUACAGAGCCGUAGGGCUCCCAUCUCUGUUCCCACCCUGAAAGUUCUGGGAGCUAGUCUGCCAUUCUAGGAGUCACUGGACACUUUCAUCCUCAAAUUUUGUCGUUUCUUUUCACCUCCCCUUGGGUCCUGGGAAUGCUGCUGCUUCAAUGACCCCAGAGCCUAAGAAGGGCAGCUGUUUCUCGAGAUGUUGAGAGAUAGUUCUUUCUUGGCCCUGGCUAUCUUAGAAAGCCUGAUGGCAAACCUGGAAGAAUUUAUACUUUCUUUUUGUGAGUUUUAUGGAGAAGGAAAGGGGAUAUAGAUUGUAUUAAAAAAGUAUACAUAUAUAUACUAUAUCUAUAUAUAACAACACAGAAAUAAAUCUAUGAGAAGUCUAUCUGUAA